Zophobas morio is the source of this 1278-nucleotide messenger RNA. RefSeq names its product NAD kinase 2, mitochondrial-like. Gene Ontology annotation, biological process: NAD+ metabolic process; NADP+ biosynthetic process. The record is from RefSeq and is a predicted model, not a curated record. Bases 1 to 1278 code for a protein of 425 amino acids. Gene Ontology annotation, cellular component: mitochondrion. Gene Ontology annotation, molecular function: NAD+ kinase activity. The transcript has 4 exons. NCBI's taxonomy places the organism in Eukaryota, Metazoa, Arthropoda, Insecta, Coleoptera, Tenebrionidae.
AUGGUCGCUUUAGUUGAAUCGAACCCGCGUUCUUUAUUCUUAAUCGCAGAGCUACGAAGACCAGACCCUCUCAAUCCCGUUAUUACGGCCGGAGCGGUGCGAUGCUUGCCGGUUAAGUUAAGUUAUUAUCUUUAUGAAGGCUCUUCUUCCAGUGUUAGCAAUCUUCACUCGACUUUAGCUUAUUUUUAUAGUUCGUAUGAGCAGGACAUAACGAAAUCUGCUUUGUCUUUACAGAGAGUUUUGAUUGUCUAUAAAUUUUCACGGUUUGAGCGAGAGCGCGCUCGCCAUCCAUAUUUUACGGAAAAAGAGCUUAUUUGUAAUUUAAAGGCAAAAGGCUCUAUCUUUACCGGUUUAAAAGAACGUUACGAAAUUCAUCAACGUCACUUAGAUGAAUUAGUUUGUAUACUAAAAAGGAGGGGCUCUGAACUUAAGGCAAUUUCUGUUGUUGAAUAUAAUAGCUCCCAUCUUGAUGACGCGGACACUAUCAUUUCUGCAGGAGGUGAUGGCACCUUCUUAGAAGUCUCUUCAAAGGUAAAGGGAGGCUCACGUAUUCCAAUUAUUGGAAUCAAUACUGAUCCUGAAAGAUCCGCUGGUCACCUCUGUUUACGCUUCGCAAGCUGCGAUGGAAAGCCACGUGGAUUGGAAGAGGUUGUGCAGCGCCUUUUAAUUGGCCAGUUCAAGUGGCUUAAGCGAAAUCGCAUCCAAAUCACUGUCGUCUAUUCGGACAUCGACAAGCGCAUUCUGCCCGACUUGGCUUUGAAUGAUGUUCUUUUUGUGGAAAAUAAUCCCUCGAAGACCUGUUAUUAUGAAAUUGAGGUCUGCGGUUUGCGAGAUCGGUCGGGCAGGCAGAUUAUAAAUAUUAAAGAAAAACAGAAAUCCUCAGGUUUUUUGGUAUCCACUGGGACAGGCUCUAGUGCGUGGCUUUUUAAUACCAAGAAACUCUGGAAAGACGACGUUUCAGAACUUAUAAAAAUAGUCGAGAGGAGAGCCAACGUUGAUCUCUCGCAUUUAAGCGUAGGAGACAUUACUGAUGAGUACAAUGAGUCGAUCGUGUACCCCCCUGACGAUCCCCGCAUGAAAUUCGGAGUCCGAGAGCUAAUUAAUUCUGGGAUCUUCAGAGGGCACGUCCACAAGGGUUACGCCCAUAAAAUUAUAAUAAAGUCGCGUUCUGAAGCCCGAUUGGUGAUUGAUGGCGCGAGAAGCCACCAGUUACAUCCGGGUACCUCUGCGAUUUUUGAGAUUGUGCCAAGCCAAGCCGUGCACACUGUGAGCUUCUAA